This is a messenger RNA of Trichoderma harzianum CBS 226.95, 3054 nucleotides long. RefSeq lists its product as hypothetical. The record is from RefSeq and is a predicted model, not a curated record. NCBI's taxonomy places the organism in Eukaryota, Fungi, Ascomycota, Sordariomycetes, Hypocreales, Hypocreaceae. The transcript is spliced from 4 exons. Bases 473 to 2905 code for a protein of 810 amino acids.
CUAUUUAUUCCUUAAUCUCCAUCAUCGUCCCAAACGUGCUUUCGAUAACGGCAGAUGGCCAGAUGUUCAUUUUAUUCAUCCUGACAGCUGCUCAAGGUCAUGUAGCAUGCUUCUCCAACCACUCCAUACGACACCUGCUUGCCAGCCUUCAGGAUAUCUAUAAUAGUGCACGUUCAUCGCCUCUUCUCCUGCUCUUUGCAGCCUUUUCACCGCUUCAAGGCAGAAUCAUUGAAGCACCACGUGAUUCAAAAUCACCUAUAUAGUCCCAACUCUUCUCUUCCUCUGCUCUUCCAUCUCUUCCUCCCACCACCCUUUAUCUCUUCUUCCCACCUCUUUUUAUCUCUUCCUCUCACCACUUCUCUCCUACGUUUCCUGCACAUCACUCAGCUUUCUACUUGCUCUUCCUUGCCUUCCAAGCUACUGCCGGCGAUCAGUAGAGCGUUCUCUUGUUCCAGUCUUGAGCACAGUCACUAUGGAUGACAAUUCAGAUGACGAUGAUGAUCAUCUUUCAACCAUCAACCUUACUCCUUCUGAAGCCAAUACUGGCGCUUCAGACGAGUAUGGCCUCUCACAUGAUGAGGAUGAUGAUCCUCUAGCUGCAGCAAAUGCUGCCGAUGACGACCCAUCUGGCGCUCCCGAAGACGAAGACGAAUAUUCACUCACCGACUCUGACGCAGAAGAAGCACACGCGUUCCGCCAUGCUGCCGCAGAAUAUCGAUGGCGCUUCAAUCGUGUCCAUCACAAAUCACGGGAGCGAAAGAGAGCAAUAGAAGAACUAAACGCGAGGAUUAUAGACCUGGAAGCAAGAAAUCGGCGGCUUAAUGAGAGAAUUGUAAGACUUAGCCAACCGAGGGACACACUGAGGAAAACUCAAGUGACUUGGCCAGAUCGCAUUGGCAGUGAGAGCUGGGAAACAAUCUACAAGCUCUCGUGCUUGGAGGGAAAUGCUUCGCCUAAACUCACAAAACUUCAUCCGGAUCUAAAUCUGAGAAGGCCUACGAACAGAGAGCUACAAGCAGAUCUAUUGCAGGACGACCCCUCAGAGCAUCAGAGGCCGCGGCCUUCUGAUAUGCUUGCGGGCAAGACGCCUGGGGGCAACGUACUUAGGGGAAAGCUGCCUACGAAAAUACCUGAUGAGAUACAAUUCCAGAUUCUACGACAUUUCUUCGACUUUCGAGGCAAGGUGGUCCAUGCCAUAUCCCGCCUAGACCCGCAUCAUCCGUUAGAUGAAGCGCCCAUGAAUCUCAAUCAAAGGCCAAGCUACCUCCAUCGCCUACACGUGGGAAGGACUCCGGGUCGCUUUGCCAAAGGUAUUAGAGCAAAUGUUCAACGGCUGCAGCAUAUUGAGAUUUUCUGGCAAGGGUCGCAGCAUCUCACCUUUGAGAUCAAUGACCGCGGGAAAUAUACAUCACGCCGCACAUUCGCGCUCGUGUGGCUUCCGGAGGCCAUUCGCCUCAAGACUCUUGGUGUCUACGUUCAAGAGUCCAAUGAGGAGUAUAUGCGUCGCCAACAUGAACCGAGGGGCAUAGUCGAGCACAUGAAGUGCAAAAUGCAAAUACACCCGAACUUCAGAGGCUUCCGAUCACUACGCACGAUACAAGGCAUGGACUAUGUUUAUAGCCUCCGAGGCCUAGACCAAGCUGAAUUCUGGGAUUUCGACCGGUGGCUUCAUACAAAAGAGAGGAGGCGACCAGUGCGAGACUGGCACUUUGUAAAGGACGUGAACAACUCUGUCCGGAGGCCUAAAGAAGCCGGUGAUCGUUGUAAAUCACAGUUGAGGAAUCUCUUUCCAUCACUCAAUUCGUUUGAGCCAUCAGAUGCAGAUUGGGAUAUUCUGCUCAGAGGUCUCGGGGUAGUAGAGGAGAACUCUCCGGAAGACUCGAGUUCGGAUUCUGACCCCGACUCUGGUUCUGACCCCGAUUCUGGUUCUGAUUCUGAUUCUGACUCUGGUUCGAACCCUCGCCAAAGUCGUCCUCCGAGCUCUGGUCCGGAUUCAGGUUCUGAUGAGAGCUCAGAUGAUGACGGCGACGAUGAUGCCCCAUCACAGGCAAAUCCGUGGCAUAAUAUGGGGGACAACUCAACCAACACCGAAGAAGACGGUGGCCCUUCUACAGGGGACUCGCAAGCGAACGAUCUGCUCAACAAUUUCCACUUGCUUCGCUUGAUGGCCAUUGACGGUGACGGUGACCAGGAGAGCGAUGAUGGAUCCGCCACUGUUGUGCCAGAUGACCGAUCAGUCUCUGGGCAUCAAGUCAUUGACCUUACGGAGGAUGAAGAUAAUGAAGAUCAGCCAAACCAAGAGCUUGACCAAGAACUUGACCAGGGGCUUAACCAGGAGCUCGUCCAGGAGCUCGUCCAGGAGCUCGACCAUGAGAUCGACCAUGAGAUUGACCAUGAGAUUGACCAUGAGCUUGACCAUGAGCUCGAUCAAGAGCUUGAUCAAGAUAUAGCGUCUUCUGAGCAAGGCUCAACCAAUGGGAAUGUAGAGGGCAGCCUCUUUGUUGACGAUGAUGGAUACGCCCCGUCAUAUACAGAAUCACACACACGAAGCACGCAGGGCAAUAGAAGCACGGGAGGUUGUGGGCGCGAUUCUGAUGAUCCUGACGGUUCCGACGGUUCAAACAUUUCCCCCCCACGGACCGCAGAAAGCGAAGCAAGUUUAUUCGUCGGCUCCGCACCUUCGUAUAUAUAUCGAACAGCAUCGUCGUCGACGACUAGACGACAAAGCGAGAGAAACGAUAUAUGGAUUGACCUCACGGAAGAAGAUCCGACUGACCAAUUCCUCCCCGAAAAAUCGACUGCGUCUUCAGACUCUCGUAAACGCGACCAUCUUAAGCUCGAAAAGGACGAGGAAGACGAAGGCGAUGGUGGCGCUCCGGGAGGCGCGAAGAGGCUUUGCACGUAGAAAGGAAAGGCGCAGGCAAAAUGAAAGUGAGUGAGUGGUCGGUCAGGGUUAAGAAGGACAGGGACAGCAUCUCGAAGAAGGAUGUCUAAUUUGGGUUCCAAUCCAUAGAAUUUCGCUUUCCCGCUAGCUUUAUUUAGCUGAUAUCUGCG